Molecule: messenger RNA, 1245 nt
Organism: Fimicolochytrium jonesii
Lineage: Eukaryota; Fungi; Chytridiomycota; Chytridiomycetes; Spizellomycetales; Powellomycetaceae
Exons: 4
Coding region: 1-1245 (414 amino acids)
Source: RefSeq, a predicted model, not a curated record
AUGGGCGUAACCGUUGGGACGGAGUACCCGCCCCAGCCGCCGGCGGAGCACAUCCUUGUAGUUCCCAGGAAGCUUCCAACACGAAGAAUCCGCAAAAGACAGCACAAAAACACCGAAGCAACGAUGGUGCGGUAUGGACCGAAGCAGUGUAGACAUCCGGACCUACCUGAUGGCAUGAAGGGUCAUGCGUCUACAUCCACUACGCACGGGAGAACCGGAGACCCACUGCUCCCAGCAGCCGGUUCUAUGACCUUGGAGAGUGAUGAGAGCAACACCCGCCUGCUGUGUGGUAGUAAUAUGUGUCCUGCGAGCGGGUGGUUGCCGCAUGUGAGGAUGGACACAAUCUACAUCGAAAAAGGCCGCGCACAUCACCUCGACCUUCCCAGUCCCGCUCCCCAACUCCACCCCCUCCACACCGCAGCCCUCCAACAGCAACACCAACUCAUCCAGCAAGGACAGCACCCCCACUCGGCUCCCCUACUUUCCCCUGCGACUCCCGCUGCGACCGCGAACAUGGCCGGCGCAAUCGUUAACGAGUAUGCCCCGCACUUGGCCAUGGACGAGUCGCCGGCGAGCGUCAAUGCUUUGAAGUAUUGCUAUAGGGCGGUUCUCAGGCCGGGUGACCAUUUGAAUGUUUUUGCGGCGGCUCAGGAGGCGAAGGAUGAGGUUCAUCUGAUCAAACGGCUAAGCAGUCUAAUCAACGCCGUGAAAGAAUCCUUCCCACAUCUCCACCACACCGUCCGCGUCUCCCUCCACGUCGCCGCCCUCCCCACCUCCCAAUCCUCCACCGCCACCUUCUCUACCACCAACCUCGUCAACACCCUCACCUCCCUCGCCUCCUCCACAACCGCCGCGCUCUCCCCAUCUUCCUCCUCUACGGACCUGCCCCUCCACACAACGCGUACCCAGACUCCACCGCCUGUCCGAACAUCUUCCACCCGCUCGUCUCCGUCCCGAUCAUCGAGCCCGCCCCCGUCGUAUGCGUCCCCGGCCGGCACACUGAUCUUGCAGUACAUCAAGCGACACAAUGUGAAGCAUCUGAUCAUCGGCACCGGCGAGCAGCCCAAGGUGCAUUAUGUGAUGCCCUCGGGACCGUGGUCCGUUACUAGCGCCGUGUGCUUUGGGAGCGUUGCUGGGUUUGUCGUGGAGAAUGCGCCGACGGAUGUUAUGGUUGUCGCCGUGAGACAUGCGAAGGAGCGGAAGAGGGUUGUGAGGCAGAGGGAGUUCGAUGAUGACGAGAUUUAA